Messenger RNA from Exophiala viscosa, 1627 nucleotides. RefSeq lists its product as uncharacterized. The coding region runs from base 86 to 1468 and encodes 460 amino acids. The record is from RefSeq and is a predicted model, not a curated record. The transcript has a single exon. Lineage: Eukaryota; Fungi; Ascomycota; Eurotiomycetes; Chaetothyriales; Herpotrichiellaceae.
CAUCACUUAGAGUGACGACCUUGCACCACUUUUUGUUUCGAACUCACCUUUCUCCACUACGAUAUCGCCUGCCAUCGUCGACAUCAUGGCAGCCUCGGAAGUCAAGAGACUUGACUUUGUCUAUCGAGAUACUCUCUUUGUCGAGGUUGCAGAAAACAAGCGCCAUCCUGGGGCUUCAGCUGCGGAACUGAAAGAGCUUCUGCUCCCAAAGAAAGGCAGUGCUCCAGCUAAAGAUCAAGUAGCUCAUUGGUACGAGGCCCAGCUUGUUCACUAUGGAUUGCCUCGUACCAAAGACAAGAACACGGCCAAGGUGCGGCUUACUACGGCUCUCGUCUCUGACGCUUUGCGUGUGCCAUCAUCCGUCACCGACCUGGAAGCCGCUAUGAAAAAGGUGUAUGCUACGAAUGUCAGAAAAGCCAAAGCCGCGGAGAAGAAAGCGCAAGAGAGCGAGGCUACCGACCAAGGGGCAACGAAAGGCAAGAAGAGAAAGGCGGAUGACAGUGAGCAUACCUCUACCACCAAAGUGUCCGUCAAAGUCGGCGAUGUUACCCUCGAGAUCAAUCACUCCCGGGGGCCAGUCAGCAAGAAGACUAAAGCUGAAUCUGCCGCAUCGAAGAAAGCCUCACCAAAAUCGAAAGUCACCGCGCCUGCACCUCCGAAAGCCGCGAAGACCAAGUCGACAACCGCAAAGACUGCGGAUUCCAUGUCGAUAGCCCCGAAGACUGCAAAACCCAAGUCGGCAACCACAAAGACUGCGGAAUUCAAGUCGAUGACCCCAAAGCCUGCGAAGUCUAAGUCAACGACCACAAAUUCUCCUGCCAUCAAGACGUCCACCAAAGCAGCCUCCAUUCCUACACCGUCCCCUGCACGACCGAAACAGACUGCCCGAAGAUCGAAGCCCUUCCAGUACAGAAGCCAGAGCACUCGUCCUGCCGUGUCAUCACCACAACAAGUACACGAUCACACUCCUGCCUCGUUCUACGACAGCGAUGUCGACAUGGACGAACCCCCUCCGUACGAUUCGCACGACUUCACCGAAGACAAUGAUCCUUGCAGCGACGAGAUCUCGGGCCUCUACAACUUCUCAACACGUGAAGAUGAGGACGCUGGUAGUUUCUCUCUUACGCUAGACCAGGCCGCGGGACAGCUCUGGGGGGAGCUCAGUGUUGGCGACAAAUCUGGAGUCAUCCGAGCAAACAAUACCUCCGGCCUUCUGAAUGGCGAGCAGAUCUCGUUUGGUUGGAGGUUGGGAGAUUCCGAAAAGGGACUACUCACGUUUGGCCGCGGUUGUGAUGGAUCCUUCCGGUUUGAUCGCCUAGGACAUGUGUGGGGAUGGUUUUUUGGUCUUAUGGAUGGCAAAAGUGUCGACUUUGAGGGGCGCUUGGUUUUCAAGGACCAUUUUCCCGAUAUCGAUGAUGUGAAGAAACAAUGGGAUGACUUUCCGAGGAGAGCUUACGGAAGAAUCUGAGAGCUGAACCAGUCUCGCUGCCAUGUCUGGUCCACUUCUUCCUGCUAGCUUCCAUCACCAGUACCUGCGAGUUGGACCAUGUUACGGAUCUCGAAUGUACAUGGAUUGGAUAUCGGUCUCCAAUUUUGGCUUUGCAACUACCGACCAAGCGAGAGUCAU